UUCUCAUCUCGCUUCGAUGCUCUUAAACCCUAACCCUCUUGGUCGACGAUCAACGAGCUUGAGCUUGCCGAUCAACCUAUCUACUGCUCCGGUCGUGGCUGCCGUUUGGAUUUCGUGGGUGCUGGUUUGAUCUAAAGCAGGAAUCAAUGUUCUUGUCCCUUGUUUUCUUCUUCAAUUCAAUGGUUUAAUCGCUUCGAGCUUUGUGUAGUGAUCAGUUCUUGUUCUAGGAUGUGAUACAUGCCUGCUUUGGAUAAGUAUUUGGGAGACCUCGCCUAGUGUUUAAAAAUGGUCAAAGAAGAAGAUUGCUCUGAUAGCAAUGCAUGUUCAAAUGCUGAAGUGAUCAAUCAAAAUUUGAUCAAGGAUGAGCCAUUGGAUUUGAAGCCAGCUCUGGAAACAGAGAGAAUUCAUUCAAGUUCAUCCGGUGGUCAUUUGAAAUCAUAUUUUGUUGGAAUGGGAUUUUCACCAUCCCUUGUUGAUAAAGUGAUCAAGGAACAUGGUGAAGGUGAUGCUAACCUGCUAUUGGAAACUCUCUUUACAUAUUCUGCUCUUGAGAAGUCCAGUAGUCCCAAAGCUUCAGAUUCUAAGGAUGGAUUAUCUGGUUCUGACAAGGAAGGGGGUGAUUCACCUCUUAACUUUACUUCGGAUGAUGAAGAAAUGGAGGGGCACACUGAGCCUGUUAAUGUUGACUUGGAUGACAAGAGGUCUUACUUGUUAAUGAUGGAUUUUUCAGAGGAAGAAGUUGCCAUGGCAAUAAAUAACCUAGGUGAAAAUGCUCUUCUUACAGAACUUGUAGAUUUUAUAGUUGCUGCACAAACAAUAGAUCACUCUAAAGAGAAGGCGCUGAAUGGCUUAAUUCACAUUGAUGACGGGAAGAAUAAGGAAGCUACUACGGAAACUCUGUUUGGCACGAUGGACAAGACUCUUUGCUUGCUUCAGAUGGGUUUUACGGAACGUGAAAUAUCCAUUGCUGUCGACAAACUUGGAAUAGAUGUUCCCAUUCGUAGGCUUGCAGAAUCAAUAAUGUCUACCAGGUUGCCAAAUACAGCUGUCAAAGAAGAAUAUGAGUAUCAAAAUGAAUCGAAUUGGGAGAAGAAUGCAUCAGAAGGAUAUUCGAAGCGCAAUUGUCCUGCUGAAUUCAUGGAACCAAAUGCAUCAACUUCAGAUUUUAUUCUGAAAACAGCAAAGAAGGCUAAAAAUAUUGCAGUAGAUGACAUGGAAGCCUCUAGCAGUAAACACAAGCAACCAGGAGUAGCUAAUUCGAAGGGGUCAUGUUACGCUGAGCAUAACUUUUACGAGGAGUUCAGAAACCCACCGGGCACAAGUUGGAUCAAGGAAGAAACACCCAAUCUGACAGCUCCCAGUCACCUACACUCAGAUGCAUCAUGGAUAAAGGAUGAAAUUCCUGAACAAACAGCAUCCUAUGUGCAGAGGAAUGUCCCGGCAAUCCUAUGCAGACCUCCGUAUUUCUUCUAUGGAAAUGUCAUUGAUACUCCUCAGGUGACAUGGAAAAAGUUAUCACAAUUCCUGUAUGCAGUUGAGCCAGAAUUUGUGAAUUCUCAGUCUUUUUCGGCCUUCAUCAGGAAAGAGGGAUAUCUUCACAAUCUACCUACUGAGAAAAGGUUUCAUAUACUGCCGAAGCCACCGAUGACAAUUGAAGAUGCACUGCCACAAACAAAAAUGGUGGCAUCAUGGGAUACCCGGAAGCAGAUAAGCUGUAUUAAUUUUGACAGUACUGGUAUCACUCGUUUGUGCGAGCGGCUAGGCAAGAUGAUGAUGGACUCACAAGGAGUGUUAUCCAAAGAACAACAAAUUGACACUCUUCACCAGUGCAAGACCUCGAACCUUCUAUGGGUCGGCCCACACAGGCUGAGCCCUAUAGAGGCCGAACAAGUGGAGCAAAUCUUAGGGUACCCAGUUCGGCAUACUGAAAUCUGGGGCAUGGAACCGUCUGAUAGACUUAAAGUGUUAAAAUACAGCUUCCAGACUGAUACUCUUGGUUAUCAUCUUUCUGUUCUGAAGGCUAUGUAUCCUGGUGGAUUACGGGUGCUGUCCAUUUUUAGCGGAAUUGGAGGUGCUGAAGUAACCCUGCACAGGCUCGGUAUUCGUCUCAAUUGUGUAGUUUCUGUCGAAUCAUCAGAAACCAAUCGGAAAAUCUUUAAGAGGUGGUGGCAAAAAACAGGACAGCCUGGACAAUUAGUGCAGAUGGGAGGUGUCGGGAUGCUGACCAGUCAUAAGCUAGAACAAUUAAUGAAGGAAUACGGUGAUUUUGAUAUUGUCAUCGGUGCCAAUCCAGGUUCUUAUACUUCCAGGACUACCAGCGCAGGCGAUUUCUCCAUGGGAAUGGACAUAAGCCUUUUCUUCGAAUACGUACGUGUACUACAACGAGUAAGGAGCAUGGCGGGAAGAAGCAGAUGAUUUGUUAAUAUCAAUCGUAUUUCCCGAGCUAUGAUCGUAUGGUGUAUUACCUUUGUUCUGGUUUCUGGUUCCUGUCUUUGUAAGAAACAAUGCAUCUUCAAUGACAUGUUGCCUACCAAAUUACAUUGGAUCUCUCAUUUA
Dioscorea cayenensis subsp. rotundata (Guinea yam) is the source of this 2556-nucleotide messenger RNA. Its product is annotated as probable inactive DNA (cytosine-5)-methyltransferase DRM3. Lineage: Eukaryota; Viridiplantae; Streptophyta; Magnoliopsida; Dioscoreales; Dioscoreaceae. The record is from RefSeq and is a predicted model, not a curated record. Gene Ontology annotation, molecular function: methyltransferase activity. Gene Ontology annotation, cellular component: nucleus.